Messenger RNA from Acipenser ruthenus (sterlet), 5896 nucleotides. RefSeq lists its product as uncharacterized. Gene Ontology annotation, cellular component: transcription elongation factor complex; membrane; bicellular tight junction. The transcript has 13 exons. Gene Ontology annotation, biological process: bicellular tight junction assembly; snRNA transcription by RNA polymerase II; positive regulation of transcription elongation by RNA polymerase II. Bases 337 to 3618 code for a protein of 1093 amino acids. Gene Ontology annotation, molecular function: cis-regulatory region sequence-specific DNA binding. The record is from RefSeq and is a predicted model, not a curated record. NCBI's taxonomy places the organism in Eukaryota, Metazoa, Chordata, Actinopteri, Acipenseriformes, Acipenseridae.
CUGCAGAGUUCACUGGUGGUAGCAGCCACCUAGUGUUUGCAGGAAGCAGACAGCUGAGAAUGAGUUUCAGGUUUAAUGUUUAAACUGUGGUUCUGUAUUCACUGCUCAUAGAUAAGGCAGCUGACUCACCUGUGCAGACAGAGGAGAGCAGCCAUUUUAACAGUCGCAUGUCUCUCAGAAAACAGCACAGAACUGAGGAGAGUGCUCCUGGUUACCUCAACAGCAGCCUCCGUGGACAAGGUUCCUCUGCAGACAACAGCAUGCCAGCAUCACCACAUCUACCUUCCUAGUUAAUAGUGAUUAAACACAAGAAAACAAAUCCUUUAAAGAACUAGAAUGACUUCGGAAGACCUACCUUCUUACUCCAGGGCCACUCAGAGCCAGAGGAGGCCAGUUGUCUACCUGGACGAUGACCUGGAUGAACCUUUAACCUUCCAAAGGCAAGUUUUGCCAUCGCAGUUUUUAAAGCAGACCUCUCCGAGGGUCCAGGAUUGUGACAGCGAUUCCAGCGAGGCCCCCCCUCUCCCGAGCACUCCCCCCGUCGGGAAUGUGAACAGCUUCAAAGCCGGAGGAACGGCCAGAACGAACAGAAAACUGAUACCACAAUCCUGGGGCAACUUCUUCAGGAAGUGGAAGAAGAGAGGCCAUUCCCAGCAGGAUUCUUCUGAGAACUUCCUGCCAGACGGAAGUGGGGGUACCCCCCCGUUAAGCCCUCUCAUGGAUCGCAGGAACUUUGGGGAGUACGGGGCCAAGCUGGACACCUGGGGGUCAAGCGUGUCGAAAGAACUUCUGCCUCCCUUCCCGGAUAGCUACACCGUGGACUACGACCAGGAGACCCCUUCGGUCUUCAGAGACCCCUUCGAGCCCACCGCAGACAGCAUCCAUCCGGCGGAGUAUUACGCGGAGAAGAUGGAGGUCUACCAGCAGAAAUACUCCUACAUGAAGUCCUGGCCUGGGCUGCUCAGAUUGUUGGCUGGGAUUGAGCUGAUCUUCGGAGGGAUGGUGUUUGCCUGUGUCUGCGCCAACAUCCAAAAAGACAACCAAUGGUACAACCUCUAUGGCUACCAAGCCCAAAGCUACAGCUAUGGCGGGUAUUAUGGGGGAGCAGGGGGGUACAACUAUAACGGGCCCAUGACCCCCUUUGUGUUGGUGGUGGUCGGUCUGGCUUGGCUUCUGACGAUCAUUUUGCUAGUGCUGGGGUUGACCAUGUACUACAGGACCAUCCUCCUGGACUCCCACUGGUGGCCUCUAACGGAGUUUGUGAUCAACCUGGUGAUGUUCCUCUUGUACAUGGCAGCAGGGAUCGUGUACAUCAAUGACAUGAACCGCGGGGGGAUGUGCUACCUAACCCUCGGAAACAACCCGCUGCUGUCCAACUUCUGCAGGGCGGAUGGGAGCCAGAUAGCCGGCACUGCCUUCCUGUUCAUCAACAUGCUGAUGUAUCUCAUCAGCGGCAUCGUCUGUCUGAAGAUGUGGAGGCACGAGGCCGACAGGAGGCAUGCGGCGGUGUUUGGAUACGAGUUCCAGCCGCCCCCGUCUCCUGUCAGAUCCAGAUCCAAGAGGAUCGUGUUUGAGGACGAGCUGAGCCACGCUGGACGAGCCACCAACCAGAUCCACUUCUCCGAGAAGGGAGACAACCAGGCUACCCUGAACUGGUCCAUCCCCACCGGACACAUCCCCAAACCCCACGUCAUCCCUGACUACCUCAUUAAGUACACAGAGAUCCAUUCUCCAGAGGACCGGGAGCAGUACAAGGCAGUCUUCAAUGACGUGUACCCUGAGUACAAAGAGCUACACGCCGAUAUUCAAGCCAUGCAGAGGAAAUUCACCCAGAUGGAUGCCAUGAUGGGCAAGCUUCUACACAACACAGACAACCCCCAAGAGCACGAGAGAAUCAAGAGGGUAAUGAAGGAGUACCAAAAGAAAAAGAAUGACUCUGUUGUCUUGGAGAAAAAGGAACGCUGUGAAUACUUGAAGGAAAAGCUGAGCCACAUCAAGGGGAGGAUCCAGGAGUUCGAUCGGAAGAACAUGGGCGGCAGUGCCGGCCAGUCAAUCAUGUCGCGCUAUGACAGCCCGCCCAUGUACAGCCCCCCUUACUCCCUGAACGGAUACGGACCCCCAGGGGAGCACCUGGACCCGCGCUCCCUCCCUCCCGAGUCCUACUACAUUCAGGACCAGCCCCAGCACUUCUUCAAGUGGAGCUCCCCACCAGGGAUCAUGAAGAUCCUGGAGGCCAUCAGCCUGCUGCUGUGCUUGGGGAUAUUCGCCUGCGUGGCGUCCACCCUGGCCUGGGACAUGGGGUACGGCGGGGGCAUGGGCCUGGGCAUGGGCAUGGGGGGUUAUGGGAUGGGCGGGUACGGGGGCUACGGCGGCGGCUACGGCGGGGGCUACGGUGGGGGCUACGGCGGAGGCUAUGGUGGAGGCUAUGGUGGCUACGGUGGCUAUGGAUCCUCCACCAGCCCCCAGGCCGCCAAGGGCUUCAUGAUCGCGAUGGCGGCCAUCACUUUCAUCGAGGCCCUGGCGGUCUUUGUCGUGAUCGUCUCCAAGUCACAGAGCUCCCGCGGCCGCAAGUUCUACCUGCUGGUGAUGGUGUUCAGCGGCCUGCUGGCGGGACUGGAGCUGAUCGCCACCUUCGUCUUCAUCGUUGGCGUCAACCCCAUGGCCCAGAGCUCCACCUCCAUGUACUACAGCCAGGUGAUGAUGAUGUGCCAGUCCGUGUACAACUCGGGGAGCUUGGUCAACCAGUACCUCUACCACUACUGCGUUGUGGAUCCCCAGGAGGCCGUGGCUAUGGUGGGUGGUUUCCUGGUGGCUUUCGCACAGGCUCUCAUCAUCUUCUUCGCCCACCGGACGCGCAGCAAGAUCUGGCGCUACGGCAAGCACAACAUCUACUGGGACAAGCCUGUAAGCGCAGGGCUGGAGGAGGGACGCGAUGUGGAGGACUGGGUUAACAAUGUGCAGGACGGGAACAGCACUCACGCUGAGACAGUGGAGUACUCCGAGAAGGUCAACAUGAUCAGCAACAGCACCCCAGUGAAGGCCAGCAGCUACUUCAGCUCUGGCACCUACACUGAUGGCAGUUUCCCGGCCACGACUCCCUUGGACCGCCCCCCAGAGUACACGGGACCGGUGGUCAGCUCCAGCCCCUCGGAGGAGGAGGGCAGGGGGGUGAGGCGCCCCGCAGCCAGGAGAGGAAAGAAGAAGCGACGCAGGAACCCCGAGCUGGACGAGUCCCAGUACGAGACGGAGUACACCACUGGAGCAGACACCUGCGACGAGCUGGACCAAGGGGAGUGGGAGAGCCUGUACCCCCCGAUCAGGACAGACCAGGAGCGGCAGGAGUACAAGCGGGAGUUCGACUCGGACCUGAAGGUGUACAAGCGGCUGUGUGCUGAGAUGGACGACGUCAACGACCAGAUGAACCAGCUGAGCCGGCAGCUGGACAGCUUGCAGGAGGGCAGCCCCCAGUACCAGGGAGUGGCUGAGGAGUAUAACCGACUGAAGGACCUGAAACAGACCCCUGACUACCAAGCCAACAAGCUGCAAUGCAGGCAGCUACGAAGCAAGCUGUUUCACAUCAAGAGCCUGGUGAACAACUACGACAAACAGCGCCCCUAGUGGGCACUCGAGGAACCAGAGAGCCGCAGCUUCAAACCCACCUCUGCCUGAGGGAGGCAAGGCUUUGUAAAUAGAUACCAUUGAGAAACUCUUGGGGUGGGUCUGACACAGCGUGCCCCUUCAAACCGAUCCAGCCACUAGUCCCGUUCAGAUCUCUGCGUGUGACCGCGUUCUCUCCAUCCCGAUGAGGUCACAGCAUCGGAGCCACGCCCUUUUAAUUGCAGAGCCCUAAAAUAAAAAGCACUUUGACCUGACUUUUAAAGUCACCCCCUCGCCCCAAUUGUGUAUACGACUAUGUACACAGUAUGCAUGUUUUUCAUCUUGUUAAGGAGUCAUUUUUGGUCACACCCACAAUCUCUUUGGCUCAAGUAAAAGGAAACAAGGCUGCUGAGCGAGUAGAUUAUGAGCCUCACUCUUUUUUAGUUUAUCAUGUUUUUCCAAUGCUUGUGCGAUGCAAUCAUCGUGCUUAUCUGUGAUUCACCGUGUGUGCACAGUGCGUUACCAUACUUUGCUAUGCAAGCAAAACGAAUCGAGGUUGUGACUUUAACAAAUGAACAAGGGUGCAGUUUUGCUGUAAUUCUGUAACAUUAAACUCAGCUGCUAUCCUUGGGUCCUCAAGCCUGCAGCUGUCAAACGUGUCACCAUGGCAUUAGCAGGACAGGAUCCAAAGGUUUGCACUUCCAAAAUGUACGAAGCUUGCAAAGGAGUAAUGAAAACACACAGAAGCUUAAUGGGCAAAACAACUGAACAAAAAGCUGAACAAAGUUUGAGUUCAGAUUGCAUCCUAUCCAGAUCAAACUCCACAUGUACAGAGCAGCUGGAUUGCCAAAUUGCUGCCAUAUCUCGCUAUUUUGAUGAAGGAGGUUAAAGUCAUGGUUGUUUUGACUGUGGUAGCUUCUGUUUCUGAUACCGGGGCAAGGCUGCCGUCCUUCAGAUUCAUGCUCCUUAUACUUGAUCAUUAAUUUACUAGCCCAACUUUGCUUAUCUUCUGAGAUCUUUCAAGGUAAAACAGUUUAUUGUACAGCGUGCAACAUUCAGACAAGGCUACUGUAGUUCAUUCUCCUAUUUCCACAAACAAGAAUAGUGCAGAGAUUCUUAUAAAGUUAUCUUAUUAUAAUUCUGCAACGUGCACAAGUGAAAAGAAACGAAAGCGCGUGGGGAAAAUGUUACGCAAAGCAGGCUCAAAACCUAAAGGUAUUUUUGUUUUGUUUUAUCAAGAUAUUUUGACAAGAGACAAAUCCUAUGUAUUGCCCAGCACUUUGAACCAUUAUCCAGGUUUCGGUACGAGUCUUCGUUGUAUGUGUUCUAUACAAGUGCUGUAUGGGUUCUGUUAUGCAAGCUCAGGUAGGAGUUUAUUGAAGUUUGUUAUAAAACCUGGAAUGGCUCAAACAACUGCGAUGCAACUGGAAUCAUGUUGCCAACCCUGGGGUCUUUUUUAUAUAUAAAAACAUUUAUCUUCAGUAUUGAUUCCCUUUUUUUUUGUAAUCCUAGAAAAAUCAGUUAUAAAACAUAAUUCCAACAUUAAAGAACACUAAUACAGUAAUACAGUAAACUUAACUUUACUACUGUAUAAAGAAAGCUUGUAUUUUUUAUAUAUAUAAUUGCUUAAAAGAGUUGAAGACAAUAUAACACUGGUAGAUCUGUGUUUAAACAUUACACUCUGAUUGUAUAUUAGAAUAGCGGACCAUUUUUAUAUUAUGAAGCGAAAAUUUCAAUCUGAGCUCUACAGUAACAAAAACUACAUUUAUAAUUAUAUAUAUGUAUAUAUAUAUAUAUAUAUAUAUAUAUAUAUAUAUAUAUAUAUAUAUAUAUAUAUAUAAUCAAAGCUGCAAACAGGGAUCAUAAGAUACAGUGAUGCAUUUGUUUGACAUUCAUGUAGUUCAAUGAUAGAAACAGGUUGUGCAGUGAGAUCAUUUUAUUAUUUACGAUAAGAUUAUUGCAAUUUGAAUGCAAAUGUUGUGUUUCGAUCACAAAAUACAAUAGGUUGGAUUCUAUUUUGCCAUCAAACUCUAUAAUGCUUUGGGUUUUUUUUUUCAAAGCUCCCAGUGCAAUUAUUUUGAUUUUGGAGAUGAAGAAAAAAAAAAAAUGGUGAAAAUGUGAAAGUUUGAUGUAAAAAGCGUCUCACUGUUCUGCACAUUUAAAAAUAAUCAAAAGACAGCGCAUUCAUUGUGUAAGCAGAAGAAACCCAAGCAUUACUGAUUGCAGAUGAAAUUCCGAUGUACAUUUUCAAACUGAUCAGCGCAAAGAUCUUUGUAAAUAAAACAUUAUGAAAAAUGUU